GAGCACUUCUUAAACUCAUGAGAAAGAACUCAUCCUGAGCGUGCUUUGAGCAGUCGCUCAUGAAGAUUGCCGCGGAUUGGGAUUGCCCUCGUGUUGAGCACGGCAGAGGCAGUUACUAUCCGCCCCUUCGCUUUCCCUGGUUGGGCAGAGAGGACAGUGCCACUCUCUGCUCGAGUUCGAGUGUCGGGAUCGAGAGGUUUCCCGUGCCUCAGGUCCAGGCAAAGUGCCUGAAAGGCAGACUGUGCCCUCAUGGGACCAUGGUGCGGACGUGACGAGGGGACCGCCCCGCGACUACAUGGACGUGGGGAGGCAAAGUCCGCCCUCGCAUGAGAACGGCAUGAGUAUGCCGAGGCAGACACCGCUCUCACGGGAUAGCGGUGCGGACGUGAGGCAAAGUCCGCCCUCAUACGAGAAUGGCGUGAGCACGUCGAGGCAAAGUCCUCCCUCGCACAACGGACUGGACAUGCCGAGGCAACCCGUGCUCGGCACGAGGGACUGCGCGCUCGUGGACUCCAGGCCACAUCGGCAUGGAGGCGUGGCCCGAUGAUGCCUCGCAAGGUGGACAGCGGGUAGAACCAGCAGGUGCGGCUGCAGAAGUUGAGGUGGAGGUUCGUGGGACAGGCCCUCUACCGGAGCCGUGGCGCAACUGGCAGCAGGUCACCUUCCCGCCCCGCGUGAGGGCUCCCUUGGUGUCAGCCGGCUUUCCUGCCCCGACAGCAAUUCAGCAGCAUUCCUGGCCCAUGCUUACGGCAGGCCGGGAUCUGAUCGGCAUCGCGAAGACAGGCUCCGGCAAGACGCUGGCGUUCUUGCUGCCGAUCUUUGCACAGCUCCUGGAGAGCAGGGUAGACCUCAGAGGCCCUCCGGCGGCGCUGGUUUUGGCGCCCACCCGUGAGCUGGCAGUCCAGAUUGAAACCGAGGCGAAGCGCUUCGGGGAGACGGCGGGCAUGCGUGCGGCUUGCCUCUACGGCGGGGCCCCCAAGGGCCCCCAGCUGGCGGAGCUCCGGCAGAGGCCGCAGCUGUUAGUGGCCACUCCUGGCCGGCUGAACGACCUGCUGGAGCCACCUCCAGGCCUCUCGGUGGCCGUGGACGUGAAGUCUGUACGUUACCUGGUGCUGGACGAAGCCGACCGGAUGCUCGACAUGGGCUUUGAGCCGCAGAUCCGGAAGAUCAUCGCAGGGCUGCCGAAGGAGCGGCAGACGGUGAUGUUCACGGCCACCUGGCCGGUGAGCAUCCGCCGCCUGGCUGCGGACUUCCUGCAGAACCCCGUGGAGGUCCGCGCCGGCGAGGCGGAUGAGCUGCGGGUCAACCCAGAUGUGACUCAGCACGUAGUGUUCUGCUCUGACAUGCGUGACAAAGAAGAAAGACUUGACAAGAUCCUCCGGGAGAGCGGCCAGGACCAGUGCAUCAUCUUCGUCAACACAAAGCGGAUGUGCGAAAUGGUGUCGCUGCGGACGCCCCAUAGCAUGGCCAUCCACGGUGACAAGGACCAGCGUGAGAGGGACUUGGCGCUGGGGAACUUCAAGCGGGGCAGCAUGCGCACGCUGGUGGCCACGGAUGUGGCUGCCCGGGGGCUGGACAUCAAGGCAGUGAAAGUGGUGGUGAAUUUCGAUCCGCCGAACCGCGAAGAGGACUAUGUCCAUCGCGUUGGCCGCACUGGCCGAGCUGGUCAAAAAGGCACCGCCUGGACUUUCCUCACCAACGAGGAUGGGGGUGCGGCACGGAGCAUCGCUGACAUCUUCAAGCGCAUGGAGCUGCAGGUGCCCGCAGAGCUGGAGCAGCGCCUGGCCUCGGGGGAGAUGCGCAGCGGCGGCGGGUCGAGGGGCCGCAGCAGGAGCGUGGGCCCGCGCCGAAUGGGUCCAGGUUUCGACGAUGAUUUUGACGUUGGUGGCCGGUUCAACGGACCGGGUUUCCGUGAGGACUUCGCUCGGACCUUCAACGACUGCCCGACCUGGUGACGGCCGCGCGCGGUUCUCCGCUGGCGCGGUGGACGUGAGGUCUAGGGAAGCGGCAAGUGGGACCUCCCGCGAUCCAAAGAUUCGAUCGCCACAGUUAGGGAAUGGCCAAGUGCGCAAGGGCGCCUUGCUGGCAACAGUUUUUGCC
Messenger RNA from Effrenium voratum, 2100 nucleotides. NCBI's taxonomy places the organism in Eukaryota, Dinophyceae, Suessiales, Symbiodiniaceae. The record is from the annotation of a GenBank genome assembly.